AUGAAUCAGGUAUGGGACUCCGUCUCGUCAACGUCCGCUGCUCUCUCGGUCCGUAUUGGUGGCUGUCUAGUGGACGGCCACGACACUCGUGUGGCUCAGAUUUUACUGGAACGUAUCCACGAAGCUGUGGACUUUGCGACGUUGCAGGAAGACGUGACGGUGCUUGUCGUGGAUCACGGUACUCCGAGUCGUGACGUGCAUGAGUCACGCGAGUUUGUAGCGAACGAACUGCGUGAGUUGCUGAAGACCAACCAGCGUGUGAAGCUCGUCGGUACUGCGUGUAUGGAGCGUCGUGAAGGUGCCGAAUACGACUUUAACGACCCUCUGCUGGCUGUAGCGCUGGAUCACUACAACGUGACUAAGGGGAUCGUUGUAUGUGCCAAAAUGUUCUUCUCCAAUGGCCGUCACGCGGGCGAGAAAGGAGACAUCGAAGAGAUCAUUAAGGACGUCCGUGCCAGACACACAGACGUGGACGUUCGCGUCACGGAGGCGCUUGGAACGCACGAGCUGUUGGCCGAGAUCUUGCAAGAUCGCUACCGUGCUGCGUUGUCCAAGGAGACGUCGGACUACACUCUCACACUGAGCAAGUAA
Messenger RNA from Phytophthora infestans T30-4, 591 nucleotides. RefSeq lists its product as uncharacterized. Gene Ontology annotation, molecular function: lyase activity. The transcript has a single exon. The coding region runs from base 1 to 591 and encodes 196 amino acids. Lineage: Eukaryota; Oomycota; Peronosporomycetes; Peronosporales; Peronosporaceae. The record is from RefSeq and is a predicted model, not a curated record.